AUGGGCUCGAGUCGCCAGUUUCAGCCCUCCAAUGCGGCCAUUCAGGCGAUGCAGGCCGGCUGCCAGUGGCGUGGUGGUGGAAGUCGGGCAGGAGGCCGGCCGCUGCUGACAAAGGAGGAGCUUCAGUUGCGCAAGGAGCGCGGUAUGUCCCUCAACUACUUCGGCAACCCGCUCGUGCCGUCCAACCGCUCGGCCGACAUCCCAGACUCGCAGAACACGAGCAUCUGGGUGAUGCGUCUGGGCGCGCAGGUCACAUAUCACGCGCUGAUGGAGGCGCUGGCCGGCCGGGGCAAGGUGCUCGCGGCGGUCAUCAACGAGGCAAGCCCGCCGCUGUACCGCACCGCCGCGGCCAAGGUCACGUUUUGGUGUCAUAAUGAUGCGGAGGAUGUGCUGAGGGGGAUGAAUGGGGGGGAGGUUAGGGUGGAGGGGGGUUUGGUUAGGGCGAGGUGGAAUAGGGUCAAAACCCGCGAACCCUCGCCGCGCCCCUCCACCGCGGCCCCCCAACGACACCAUCGCCAGCAGCAGCAGCCCGCAUCACGCGUCCUCCACAUAGCCGGGCCCAUCGCGCUCGUCAACCCGUGCUCUCUGGACAGCUUCUUCCGCGCGCGCUUCUAUUUCCACCUGGACCGCAUCGUGAGCCACGGAGUCGACGCCGCCGGCGGUAAUGCUGAGUACGAAUACCGCUUCGCGAGCUGGAAGUGCCAGGCCGAGUUUGCGAAUAUGGCGCUGCGGCGGGAGAGAGCUGGGUUGGGGGUGUGGUGCUGGUAUGGGAGGGAUCCUUGUGAGAAGCGGGAGGAGGAGGUUGUUGUUGUUGUUGGGGAGGGGGUUGAUGGGGUUGAUGGGGAAGGGGAAGGGAAGACUACUAGUGAAGAUGAGGAGACGACGAGUGAGGGUGACGAGGAGAGCCAGGAGGGUAGCAGUGAAUUGGAUUAUAGGAUGCGGAUUCUCUUCGGUCCCAUAAUUGGCCCCAACGGCCAGCGAAGAAGAGACCAGAGACCGGGCCACCAGCAUGCGCCUAGCUACGGACAGCAGCCUCACUCACAUGGCUACGGAACGCACGUAAGCCAGGGGUACGGAACGCAGGCGAGCCAGGGCGACCAUACCAACGACGGAUCUGAGCUCUUGCAGCAGAGUGGUGAUGGACAUGACACAGUCCAGACGAAUGGGUCUGCCAUGGACAUCUUGCAUUACGGGGCGCCGUGCACUCGAUACCUGGUUCGGUCAGGCUUCUCGGGAUAUCCCAGAUCAAUUGGCGCGGACCACCUCGGUGGCGCUGUGCAUCAUGGCGAUGACCUAGGCGGCCCUGUUGCGAGAUCUCUGCCUCGUGAUGGUGACGUCGGUGCCUUUGUCGGCAACUCUGUCGACACGCACAUCGCUGGACAUUGGCGGAGCGUCCAGGGGGGUGCACCUCUGAACGCGAUGGAGAACUUGACUCUGACUGGAACCGCCGCUCGUGGCCGCUACGAGCCUCCGCAUGUCCGAACCGCUUCAGCCAACAAUGAGCGAUUUCUGGUUAGAGUCGUCGACGACGAAGACGUGUUUGGUGCUCAAGUGGCUCCUCGCUACAGCCAUGAGGAAUCCAUCAACUUCCCGGGCUCCGACAGCAUUGGCGCAUACAACAGUGGCCAGACGACGACAAUGGCUUCGCUCAUGGCUGCACAGGUCGCACCCAUUGACGAGGACGUUGUUGGCACUUCCAAUAACUACUCUCCGCUCUCGCAAACCAUGGCGUUUGCCUACAACUUCAGCCCUUACACGGGGAGCCCUCCAACGGCUCGGGCUCUCAGGUCGGCGCCGGACCCCCAAGGUGCACUGGGAGUUACGGGUGCUGGGCUUGCAAUGGCUCAGGGAAUGUACGAGAUGCACGAAAGAGAAGAGGAAGUGUCGACCAUCAAGACCGAAGAGAUACCCAAGCCCUCACCUUUGAAGGUUGCUAAGACUGCAGCCCGUACCGGUGCCGGCGAUGUUGAGGGAGAAGAGGAUGACGACACCAAACCAUUCAUUUGGGACAGCCAGGUCCUGCAUGACCUCAAAAGGCAUUCAGGAGUGGUAGGCGAGAGGUCGCUGAUGGCGAUGUUGAAGGACCUUGCUUUCAAGGUACCCAUGCAGGGCGAUAUGAGUAUCCGUCUCGCGGACGAACUUGCUGAGUACUUCGGCAAGAUGUCCGACCACCGGCAGCGAAUGGGGGGCAGGGGACCUACCAUGGCUCCCAUACGAACGCCAAAGAAGAGUCAGGCUUCGGCCAAGAUUGCCGGAAAGGCCUCUGCUAGCAAAGUCAAGAAGUCGACUACUCCCAAGCGUCGAAAGACAACUGGUCGCGGCGCCAAUGCUAUCACCGCCGCUGUCGCCCUGAAUGCCUCCGUCAACAAUCCUGCCACUGUUGCUCGCACCAUCAUCCAGGUCAAGGGCGUCAACGGAUACUACGUGGUCGCCAAUGAGGAACUCUUGCACUGCACCUGGGGAUGA
Anthostomella pinea is the source of this 2466-nucleotide messenger RNA. The record is from the annotation of a GenBank genome assembly. NCBI's taxonomy places the organism in Eukaryota, Fungi, Ascomycota, Sordariomycetes, Xylariales, Xylariaceae.